GGCGCAGUGCCAGAUCGCGACGUCCAUGUUGCAGGUGGUUGUUACAUUUGUAAUGAAACGAAUAUAGUGUCUUAUAAUUUAAACCAUUUAGCCAUGAAACAGGCUGAAAAAGUAUCAUCUAUUCCCAACACUGGGGACCAUAUUUAUGUUCUUCGUUCCUUGAGCUACGCGCAUCACGGUAGGUUGCUUCAAUCACUUUUUUUCUGUGUUCUUUUUAGCCUUUAUUUGUUAUUGGUUAUAAUUGAAUAUUGUUUUGCAAGCCUAAUCCAGGCUAUAAAUUGGGAGAAAACUUAAAAAUUACUUCGCUUUCACAUCUCGAAAUAUCAGUUAUAACAUUCACCCCUCUGAUUAAGACUAAGAAAGAAAAACGAAAAUGCAAAUCUUCCCAAUUAUGAGACCAUGGAUUUUCUCGCGGUAGUACCUGAAUCUAGCCAUAAUGAAGGACUUUCACAUACAUUACGUCGUAACGCAUCUUAGGUCGGUACUUCAAGAUUUCUUACAAACUUUAUCCACUGGCUAUUUACCUUAAAAUAAAUUAAAUAAUAGGGAAAAAAAGGAGGAAGGGGAUGGUCGAAAGCUUGGUUUAGGAAAAGCAGCAUCUUGGUAUUUUACAAUAAACCCUUCUGACCAUCAUCAUUGCUAUGAUUAUGAAGACUUACACAACAUUGCUCACCAGGAAUUUAUCUACUUUCGAUACGCAAAAGGAAAUUUAUUGCUCCAUUCAUAAAAGAAGGAAGCAUGCAAAUUUCCGCCAUUGAGCGAAGAGUUUGACAUUAUCUACUGUGCGCGAGCUGAGAACGCCUUAAAUCAUGUACAGUAAGGAUAUACAAUGCAAAAUUUGAUGUAAAAUAAGCUACAUUUUUAACAAAGGAGCAUGGAAUGCUUCUCUAUAUUGACCUUGUGUCGAUGUACUCUAUUGUUAUGUUCCUCUCCUAUCAAUGUGAAAAGCAGUGAUAUGUGUGAUGCACCCUCCCUUCAAUCGUCUUUCAAUAAUAACUAUCUCCUAGCUGUGUACUUUUCAAUUAUGGAUAUCUUAUUUUCCGGCAGGUAUUUAUGUGGGAGAAAGCAAAGUGGUGCAUUUCCAAACACCUCUUGAAACUGGUCGAAUGGACAGUUCAGCGAUUGCAGAAAGCGAAUUCGACGAGUUCCUGGGAUCUGACGGCUUCGAUUGGUAUUUAUACCAAUACGGAGUGACCGCGGAGGAAUUUAGCAGAUACCCCCGUGGUACAUGCACAACAACACAUAGCGAUGAUGUCACCACCGUCAUUGAUCGCGCGCGCAAGGCAAUUCGAGAAGGAUUUGGUCAGUUCAAUAUUGUUGGAAAUAAUUGUGAGGACUUUGCGUUGUACUGCAAGACAGGCCAGCGAUCACAGGCAAGCGGUCAAUAUCUGUCAGCCAUGCGUAGGAUAGAGGCCGCGCGCCAGGCUGCGGCGACUGGGUACAAAAGUCCCAUAGUAUACGCUGGGUGUGUCAUGGGGUGGUUCUCUGCGAAAGAUUUCGGAAAAACAAACAGCUUGGACCAAGAACGAGAAGAACCGCCA
Molecule: messenger RNA, 1541 nt
Organism: Pocillopora meandrina
Lineage: Eukaryota; Metazoa; Cnidaria; Anthozoa; Scleractinia; Pocilloporidae
Source: the annotation of a GenBank genome assembly